AUGUCGGCCCCCAAAGAUGCUAGCCCCUCCUCCUCCGGCUUGCCAAAGCUCCCUGCUGUCCCAACGUCGGAACCUCCUGUUGUCAAUUCCGGUUCAUCUUCAAUGACCACUCCCGGUCUCAUCCCACCACCGAAAGAGACAUGGGUAGCACUGCGAUCAUAUGUUGGCCAGCCAGUUACGGCGUCAUUCAUUGCUGGAGGAGUUGCUGGCGCUGUCAGUAGGACUGUUGUCAGUCCUUUGGAGAGGUUGAAGAUCCUCUUCCAAGUACAAGGACCCGGAAAUCAAUCCUAUCAGGGCGUGGGUCCGGCAUUGAUGAAAAUGUGGAGAGAAGAAGGAUGGAGGGGAUUCAUGAGAGGUAAUGGAACCAAUUGUAUCCGAAUCGUACCAUACUCUGCCGUGCAGUUUUCCAGCUAUGGUAUUUAUAAAAAGUUACUACUUCCAGAGGGUUCAAACGAUCUUGGGACUUUUCGUCGACUCACUGCUGGUGCAAUGGCUGGCAUCACCUCCGUCGUCGCCACAUACCCACUAGACAUCGUGCGGACACGUCUCUCAAUUCAGUCUGCUUCCUUUGCAAGCCUAGGGAGACCUGACACAAAGCUACCCGGAAUGUUUGCAACCAUGAAGUUAAUGUACCGCGCCGAGGGUGGUAUGGUUUCACUCUACAGAGGCCUUGGGCCAACACUUGCUGGGGUUGCCCCAUAUGUCGGGAUUAAUUUUGCGACUUAUGAGGCUAUGCGGAAGUUCAUGACCCCCGAGGGCGAGCAGAAUCCCUCUGCUUUAGGGAAAUUGGCUGCCGGGGCCAUUUCGGGAGCUGUUGCGCAGAGCGUCACAUAUCCUUUUGAUGUGCUCCGUCGGCGAUUCCAGGUUAACACAAUGUCCGGUAUUGGAUAUCAGUACAAGGGGCUGUGGGAUGCCAUUACAAUCAUUGUUAAAGCCGAAGGUCCUAAAGGAUUAUAUAAAGGGCUGUUGCCUAAUCUAUUGAAGGUUGCACCCAGCAUUGGUAGUAGCUUCUUGAGUUUUGAGAUUGCCAGAGACCUCUUGCUUGGCUUUGGUGGCACCUUAUAA
Messenger RNA from Morchella importuna, 1065 nucleotides. RefSeq lists its product as uncharacterized. The transcript is spliced from 6 exons. The record is from RefSeq and is a predicted model, not a curated record. Gene Ontology annotation, biological process: transmembrane transport. The coding region runs from base 1 to 1065 and encodes 354 amino acids. NCBI's taxonomy places the organism in Eukaryota, Fungi, Ascomycota, Pezizomycetes, Pezizales, Morchellaceae.